This is a messenger RNA of Musca domestica (house fly), 1133 nucleotides long. Its product is annotated as trypsin-1. The record is from RefSeq and is a predicted model, not a curated record. Gene Ontology annotation, biological process: proteolysis. The transcript has 2 exons. Bases 63 to 1133 code for a protein of 356 amino acids. Lineage: Eukaryota; Metazoa; Arthropoda; Insecta; Diptera; Muscidae. Gene Ontology annotation, molecular function: serine-type endopeptidase activity.
GGGCUAAGUUAGUUAGCCCACAUCUGUGGCCGUUACAACACACACAUCACUUUGUGAACGUCAUGAACGCUUAUAAGCGACAUUGGCAAAUUGUUUUGCCAUGGACGUUCCUGCUGCUGACCUCCCCUGUGCUGGGUGCAAAUUCCACACCACAAGGAUUCUCAUCGACAUCAGUGCUGAGGCAAAACAAUUUCUUUGAGUGGUUGCUGUCGAUUUUCCAAACCAUUCCACCGUUUAGUGUUAUACCCACAACUGGUCGGCCCCCAACUACAGCACCGGUGACGACCGAACCAAGUGCUUGUGAGGCCUGUAAAUGCGGUGCAGCCAAUUCCAUACGGCGCAUUGUGGGUGGCUAUGAGACUCAGGUAAACCAGUAUCCCUGGAUGGCCAUGUUGUUGUUUCGAGGUCACUUCUAUUGCGGUGCAUCGCUCAUCAGCGACCGUUAUGUUGUGACAGCUGCUCAUUGUUUGAGGAGUUUUCCACGGCCAUUUGUGAGUGUGCGUUUAAUGGCUCAUAAUCUAAAGGAUCGCACGGUGCGGGUGAUUGAUAGAAGGGCCGACAAGGUGGUGGUGCAUCCAAAGUAUUCCAUGUCGAAUAAUGACAAUGACAUUGGUUUGGUGAAAUUGGAUCAAGUGGUGGAAAUGUCCAGUGUAAUGAGGCCAGUGUGCCUGGCCAUAUCUGAGAGGAGCUAUGACGAUGAGUUGGCUGUCAUAACCGGAUGGGGUGUUACCAGCGAGGGUGGCCAAGUGUCACAGACAUUGAGGGAGGUCAAAGUUCCCAUUCUCUCCCAAAUGGCGUGUCAUGCAACGAAAUAUGGUAAGGAUCGCAUUACUGAAAAUAUGCUUUGUGCUGGAGCCGCUGAGGGUGGUCUUGAUGCCUGCCAAGGUGAUAGUGGCGGCCCCUUGAUGGUGUCAAAUGGGGACCUGAAUACUUUCCACCUGGCCGGUGUGGUCUCAUGGGGCGAAGGUUGUGCCCGUGAGGAUUAUCCUGGCGUUUAUACACGUGUUAGCCAAUAUCUGGAGUGGAUUGAUGAGAACACAAAAGAUUCAUGCGGAUGUGAGGUGCCAUCUCAAAGAAUUGAUCAGGUGGAGAUAUUGGAAAAUGAAUUUACAUUCAUUAAAAGUGCAGUAUAA